AAAAACGAAUUUAAAAAAUCUAAGUCAAAAUAUAAUGUACGACAAUGUAAGCAUCAUGCUAGUGAACGCAGCUUUGAUUACGCGAAACAAAAAAAUUCGAACGCAUCCCUCUUUAGUCUAUGGAACAGCUGUAGAGAAAGUUGUAAACAAAGUGGCUGUGAAGAAAAUAGUUUGCCAAAAGAAAUUAAAAUAAGUGCAAUAUGGAGUCUCACAAAGCUGAAAAAAACCGUUCGAAAAAGCAAAUAAAGAAAAACAGUACAGCUUACUUGUGCCAACGAGAAAAAGCUAAUGGCAAAAAAAGAAAAUUUUUAGACAACAUGACAGAGGAAGAGAAGCAUAUUAAAAGGGCUAAGGGCAGAAAAUACUAUCAUAAAAAAAAACAAGAAAAGAAAGUGAAGAACAUAGCUGAGAUGACUGAACGAGAAAAGCGAAAGCAAAUAAAAAUAUGGAAAGAAGUUACAAAAAAAUACAGAGAAAAGUAGAAGGCAUUAUCUGGCAUAUUACACAAUACACCGCCACAUUUCGAUGAUGAUCUAGCUGCAUCAAGUUCAGUGAGAAAAACAGUAGGAAGACAAAUUAUGCGGAAGGAUAGAGCCAAAGCAUAUCGUUAAAUAAAACAACAAGAGAAAACCAUUGCUAAAAUUAAACGCAAAUAUGACACUUUAAAGAAAAGAUUAAGAAGAUAAGUAAAAAGAAAAGAAGUGAAAUCUCAGAACCCUACAACUCCCAAUAGCAAAGUUAACGCAUUGUGAGAAAACGUUGACGUACCUCCUGAAGUUCGCAAGAAUCUUUUAUUUAACGAAGUAUUGACUGCCCAAUUACAAGAUAAAGCCAAUACUUUGAGAACAAAUUCCAAAGAGAGGGUAGUUUUUCAAAAAUGUGUUAGCGGGAUUAUGGUAAUGCAAUACAAAUUGCUUCAUAAGGUUAAUAGUUUUUUGCCAAAAGAGUAGUAGUUGCCAAACCAGUACUAUUCUCAAAUCUGACGCCAAAAUUCAUGAGGUUGUUUUGAAUAAAGAAGUUCGCGAAAAAGUCAAAGAGUUCUUCAAAAGAGAUGAUGUCAGUAGGGUGUGUCCAGCCAAGAGAGAUUUCGUAAAGAAAAACGGGAUUAAGAAACAGAAAGCCUCCUUUCAUGUUCAGUUAAAGCACUAACGUUAAGAGUUUUACUUGGCUAUGAGACUAAAAAAAGUGAAUUAAUUGAGUUAAGAUUAAAUUAUUGUUAAGAAUAAAUAUUAUAGCAAAUAAAUAAAUAACAAUUACUUCCUAUAAUUUGGUUUAUUAUUCAAUUUAACUGUGAAUUAAACCCUAAUUGUCUGUAUAUCGUGAUUUGAUGAACGCCCUCAUCAUUUCGGGGAACACGUCUAAAAUCAAAGAAAUGCCAUUAUACCAUAAGUUAUUUAGGAAUAAAGCCUGGUAAUAUUGGAAACAGGCUGAAU
This is a messenger RNA of Chilo suppressalis (striped riceborer), 1433 nucleotides long. NCBI's taxonomy places the organism in Eukaryota, Metazoa, Arthropoda, Insecta, Lepidoptera, Crambidae. The record is from the annotation of a GenBank genome assembly.